AUGGCUAACAACGUGACCGCUACCAGAGAAGCUACAAGGCGUACUCACACUUACAGUUUCCAUCGCGAAGGCUUGAUUCAGUUGGAGCAAUUGGGUGGAUUGAUCACUGGUCAUAAUAAAACUGUGUUCACUGAGAAUUAUGGAAACAUCUUGACUCUUUUGGACUCACACGUCGACGAAUGGGGUUUAUCUACUCUUCUCCAGUUCUAUGAUCCUGACUUGCGUUGUUUCACCUUCUCAGGCUAUCAGUUGGCUCCCACUCUCGAGGAGUACUCUCACUUUAUCAAUAUCAAGGUUCAACACAAGGUUCCUUUCGUUUGUGUCCCAGAGAAACCUGAUUUGGACAACAUUGCCAACGCUCUUUAUUUGAGCAUAGGAGACGUCCUUGGGAAUUGGAAGAAGAAUGGUAACACUCAUGGUUUCUAUAUGAGUUUCUUGGUUGAGAAGGCCCAAGAAUUGGCCAACAUAAAGGUGUGGGAGGCUUUCAACGCCCUUCUGGCCGUUUUGAUCUAUGGGAUCGUGAUGUUCCCUAACAUUCACAAGUUCGUUGAUCUGGCCGCUAUAUGUCUUUUCGUGGAUAAGAAUCCGAUCCCUACUUUGCUAGCCGAUACGUACUAUUCCAUUCACUCUCGAUAUGGGAAAGGAGGAGCCAUAAGAAAUUGUUUGCCGUUGUUAUACACCUGGUUUAAGUCCCACCUACCUGCAAGUGGUCCCUUCAUUACCUCUACUCAGAAAUGGCCUCAAAGGAUCAUGGGGCUUACCGGAAAUGACAUUGUCUGGUGUCCCACUGGAAUGGAUGUGGAGAAAGUUAUAACUAGUUGUGGUACUUUUGACAACGUUCCUCUCAUAGGAACAAAAGGUGUCAUCAAUUAUAAUCCUAAGAUAGCGCUGCGUCAGUUGGGUUUUGCACUUGAAGACAAGCCUUUGGACAAAGAGAUUGGGUUGAAAAGAAUCCCGUUGCCAAACAAGCCUACACAGAUUGGGUUGAAAAUAGAGUUAAAGAUCGCCUGUUGCCUUUCCCGAAGGUUAACCCAUUGUACGAGCAACCACCUAAGAUUCCAAUUGCCACUGUACCUGCUGAGAAUCGUAUCCAGGUAG
Molecule: messenger RNA, 1098 nt
Organism: Vicia villosa (hairy vetch)
Lineage: Eukaryota; Viridiplantae; Streptophyta; Magnoliopsida; Fabales; Fabaceae
Exons: 1
Coding region: 1-1098 (365 amino acids)
Source: RefSeq, a predicted model, not a curated record